Messenger RNA from Sceloporus undulatus (fence lizard), 2572 nucleotides. It is a transcript of the gene RMI2, whose product is annotated as RecQ mediated genome instability 2. The record is from RefSeq and is a predicted model, not a curated record. The coding region runs from base 71 to 514 and encodes 147 amino acids. Gene Ontology annotation, cellular component: nuclear speck; cytosol. NCBI's taxonomy places the organism in Eukaryota, Metazoa, Chordata, Lepidosauria, Squamata, Phrynosomatidae. The transcript has a single exon. Gene Ontology annotation, biological process: negative regulation of double-strand break repair via homologous recombination; DNA repair; regulation of sister chromatid segregation.
CUCCCGUGGUCCUUAGCGCCGGUCGAAUAGUGGCGGCGGCGGCGGCGGCGGCGGCGUUGCUGCUGCUGCGAUGGUGAAGCCGGGGGAGGGCCGGCCUUGGCAGGCGCCGCCAGUGAAGCUGCUGGCGUCCCAGCUGCGUGGCUGCCGCCGCCGCUGCCCGGGCGGAGCGUGGCUGCUGGGGCGGGAGGAGCGCGGCCUGCCCCCGCUGGCGGUGCCGCUGGUGUGGAUGCAGGGGACGGUGGAGGCGGUGGCGGAGGAGGAGGAGGGCGGGGGGCGGCUGCGGCUGCGCGACGGGAGCGGCGGGGCCUUCGUGGCCGAGGGCGCCCGGGCGGUGCCCCAGGGGCGGCCCUGCCUCUGCCCCGGCAAGUACGUGAUGGUGCUGGGCCUGGUGCAGGACGUCGGCCCCGAGCCCACCCUCCGCGCCCUGAAGGUCACCGACCUCUCCGGGAACCCCUGGAACCAGAGCAUGUGGGAGAUGGAGGUGGAGGACCUCCACAGGAACCUCUGCUUCUGAGGGACACCGGCGCCUCCUCGCUCUGACCUUUGCGCCGGCCCCCAGGCUCCCUCCGGCUGGGCCUCCUUGUGACUGACAACGACAACAACAACAACAACAAGGACACAAAGGCCUGCCUCUAAAAGACAUGCAAAGCCUUCCCCCAAAGUGCCUUUUCAGCCUGCCACUCAGUCUCCCUCUGGCUGGACCUGGUUGUGGACUGACAACAACGACAACGACACCCAGGACACACAGACCUGCGUCUAAAAAUGUGUGCAAAGCUUUCCUCCAAACCCUGAUAUCAAAUUACUUCUGAAUCUCCCUUUUGAUGGACUUUGAGAACCAACUAACAAGGGCAGUAGGACACAAAUAACAGCAUUUAGAAAACUCCUUUUUCCUCUUGCUGCAUUGGAUUGUUAGCUGACAACAACAAGGACACAAAGACCUGCAACCAGCUAGAUUCCCACACCACACCCUUACAGUGCUGCUCUGCCACUAUAACUACCGUGGCUGUCUCCUGUUGCAUCCUGGGAUUUGGAGUUUAAGGAGGGGGUUUAGAAUUCUGAGGCAGAGAACCCUAAGGCCUCACUGAAAUACAAACCCCAGAAUGCAACAGAAGGCAGCCAGGGCAGUAGAAGUGGAAUAGCAGCACGAUAAGAGUGUUGUGCAGUAAUGUGGAGGGACAGAAAGACCUGCAUUUGAAAAUACAUACAAACCCUGGACUGCUAAAGCACCUAUUUACUUUGCUGUUAAAUUAAUACUUAAUAUAUCUUUGGUGGACUUGGGAGCUGACCAGCAACACUUUACCUGGCUCACUUGCAUCAGCUGAGCUGACAAGAUCAGGAAGGACUGAAUUAACUGCAUUUAACCAUGUGUGUGAAGCUUCCCUCCAAAACCUCUGGGGUGCUAAAGCGGCUUUUCACUCUGCCAUUACCUUAAUUCUGAAUCUCCGUUUGGUGGGCAAUGUUUUACCAGGCUCACUUGCUGCCAUUGAGGUGACAAGAUCAACAAGAAUUGAAAUACCUGCAAAGCUUCCCCCCAAAACCCUGGAGGGCUAAAGUGCCUUUUCACUCUGCCGUUACAUUAGUUCUAAAUCUCUCUUUGGCGGCUUUGACAGCUAACCAGCAACACUUUACCAGGCUCACUUGCUGCAGUUGAGCUGACAAGAUCAACAAGGACAGAAAUACCUACAUUCAAAAAAUAGAGACAGUUACUGUUUCUCAGUCAACUUGAAUAAAGUAAUUUAGGUUUACAUAAUGGAGGAUGCAGAACAGACAUCCAUGGCCAAAAUGGUCCUUUUGCCAAAUACUGCUUUCUUACAUCUGCUGAGGUGCAGCUUUACCUACAGAGUACUCUUACUGUAAUUACUUUACUGAUACCUGAACCCACAUGCUGUUUUAAAACACUGUUUAUUGAAGAGAGAUGUUAAUUUAGAUGUUAAUAACCUAUUAAUAGGAGGUAGACCAGACUAAAAUGAGGAGCUGUUUUUUUUUAAAACACAGUGUUUGCUUUUAAAACACAAUGUUUGCUUUCAACUCAGUGUUUCGAUAGUUAGACAUGUAUAUGGUUCAAAGUUUGCUUCGAGAAGACUAAUGUCAGAGCAAGAUUAUAGCAAAACCUAAAAACAUUACUUAUUUGAAUACCUCUGUUUUGUGUUCUCUGUUGCAGGACAGUCAGACUUUUAAUGGCUCAUGUUUUAUGGAAUCCAACACUUCAUGGUUUAUGCAUUAUUAUGAAAGUGCUUAGUAACAGAAUUUCAAUUGCUUUCUAAUGCUUAGUUUUUGGGAGGCAUAAAUGCAGCUAUAUCAAAUAAUUUGCAAGCUUUUCCUGACUUUGGAGAGAUAGUUUGUAAUAAUCACAAUAAGAAUACAAGUUGGAUAUAAUACAUGCUGAAAUUUUCAUGGGGUAUCUGAUGCAUCAGAACAGUAUGUUCUGGAAAUCAUUUGUCAGUUCCUCCAUUUAGUUAUAUCUGAUCCCUCUGGUCUGGUGUGACACAUAGCAUUGCAUUUCAUCACUGGACAUUUCUAAUGCUCACACAAAGAAGGAAAUAAAAUGAACUCUGUUACUGUACCACUCAAA